Messenger RNA from Nothobranchius furzeri (turquoise killifish), 5304 nucleotides. Lineage: Eukaryota; Metazoa; Chordata; Actinopteri; Cyprinodontiformes; Nothobranchiidae. The record is from RefSeq and is a predicted model, not a curated record.
ACGACUAGUUUGGGUAGCUAGCUAGGGAGCAAACCCUGGGAGUCUUCGAAGUGUAGCAUAUCUGUGUGCUACAAACCACCCGAUAACGUUAUGUUGUCCGAGGGGUUUGUCUCUUGACACCGAGAGGGACACGAGAGAAACUGAACAUUCUCAUGUUUCUGACAGAAUGAUGGAAGUUAUCAGGGGUUGUUUUAACUCCUAAAUUCCAUUAAACGUUUGUGAGACCUUCCAGCGGCAACAAUAACAACAGCUGGCUAAAGGAGCGGUUAGCCAGCUUCCCGGAAGGAGGCCGCCACAGCGCCGGGUGGAGAUUUAACUUUUUUUUUGCCUCAACAUCUGCUCAACGUAAAGACCCUAAAAGUGAUACGUAUUUAUUUAUCUUGGUAAGAAUGGAGUCCACGCUGGGGAUUUGCAACGAAGAAUGCUUGGCAACUGUAAAAGCUCAGGAGCUGAGGUCUGGCCAGAAGGAGUCCAGGUUACUGUCACUAAUUGAACACAAUGGAGAGUUUAAACUGGGUGUUCUGGCCAACCCUGAAGCUGUUGUGUCCCGUCCGGUGGCUCAGUUGUCCAUACCCAUUAAUGAUAAAUUUGAAAUUGUACGAGAAGCUGAAGAGGCCUUGCUCAUUGACCUCUCCAUAGAUUCCUGUGUUAGAAUACAAAUCAAAGGAGAAAAGGCGCCAGAGCUGCUGUUGGAACUUCAGGAUGAUGAUCGGACUCGGCUCUUCUUAACCCAGGUGAAAAGUGCUCAGCGACAAGUUGCAUCCAAACUCACCAAACCCAAAGCCAUGGAGCCCCUUGCACCAACACCUCAAAGAGGGCCAGGCCCCAUCCCACCCCAAAGAGCAGCCAAGACACCCAGUGCUGUGGGUGUUGGAGAAAACUCAGCCAACACGUUCAGUGCACUGGAAUCCAGCCUCAAUGACAGCACUUCAACAAAUCAUAAUACGACAGAUCCAGCUCACAUGCUUGCAGAUUUUGGAUUUGAGGAGAAAUUUAAUAACACUCAGAGAGUCGAAGAGAAGAAGAACAAACAGAAUCGCAUGGUUGCCUCCAGGGAGCCACCACCUAUUCCCCCUCUACCUCCACGGAAAGCCUCAGUCCCGCCAUCAAAUCCUCUUCCUCCCACACCCAUUCCAAAAGACAAGCCUACGGCAGUGCAGGCCAGAGGGAACUCUGCAGUGCCUAGCACUAAGUCAGAUAGUUUCAGGUCAGGGUAUGAUGGUGUGGACAAGCCUGCGUCUUUGUGUGAAAGUCCCACAACUAAAACCAUGCCCUCCAGUCCAUCGGGACAAAGAGAAUUCCUUAUUAAACAUUGUUUGGGGAAGAAGGAGAAGGAAUAUGUGGACAUAAAACACUUCAGUUUUUUUGUAGGGACGUGGAACGUUAACGGCCAAUCUCCAGACAGCAGCCUUCAUCCUUGGCUCUGCUGCGACCCCGACCCUCCCGAUGUUUAUGCAAUUGGUUUUCAAGAACUGGACCUGAGCACAGAGGCAUUUUUCUACUUGGACUCGUCAAAAGAGCAUCUGUGGAUAGACGCAGUGGAGAGGACCUUGCACCCAAAAACCACGUACAGAAGGAUUCGGACUAUACGACUUGUUGGGAUGAUGCUCGUGGUUUAUGCAAAGAAGAUGCACAGGAAACACAUAAGAGACGUGGCUGCAGAGCAUGUGGGAACAGGAAUUAUGGGAAAAAUGGGGAACAAAGGAGGCGUGGCAGUGAGGUUUGUGUUCCACAACACCAGCUUCUGCUUUGUAAACUCCCAUCUUGCUGCGCACGUGGAAGACUACGAGCGCCGUAAUCAGGACUACAGAGAUAUAUGUGCUCGCAUGACUUUCCAUCUUCUGGAACAACCCCCUCUAAAUAUUGUCAAGCACGAUGUGGUAAUCUGGCUGGGGGAUCUAAACUAUCGUCUCUCCAUGAGCGAUGCAUCGGAGGUGAAACAGCUUAUUAAAGAAAAUGCCUUGAAGAAACUUCAGGAAUACGACCAGCUGACCCAUCAGAGGAAGCACAAAAGAGCUUUCACAGACUUCAUAGAGGGAGACAUUACCUUCGUUCCCACGUACAAGUAUGACCCUAAAACGGAUCGAUGGGAUUCAAGCGGGAAGUGCCGAGUCCCGGCGUGGUGUGACAGAAUCCUGUGGAGGGGCAGCAGUAUUGAGCAGCUUAAAUACCGAAGUCACAUGGAGCUGAAAACAAGCGACCACAAGCCCGUUAGCUCCCUCUUUAAGAUAGGGGUGAAAGUUGCAGAUGAGCAACGCCGCAAAAAGGUGUUUGAGGAGAUUGUUCGCGCAAUGGACAGGAUGGAAAACGACUUCCUUCCAUCCGUGUCUCUGAGCAACAUAAAUUUUACAUUUCCAGAUGUAAAAUUCAGGCAGCUUCAGAAGGAGCGCUUCCUGAUAAAAAAUGAUGGUCAGGUCCCCUGCCACUUUGCCUUCAUACCCAAACUCAGUGACUCCCAGUAUUGUAAGCCCUGGCUGCGCGCCGAGCCCAGUGAUGGAUUCUUAGAGCCAAACGAGACUCUGGAAAUGUAUCUGGAGGUGUACGUCAGCAAAGACUCUGUCACCCUGCUGAACUGUGGAGAAGACACCAUAUGCGAUAUUCUGGUGCUUCAUUUGGACCGUGGCAAAGAUUACUUUAUCACCAUCUCUGGAAAUUACCUGCCCAGCUGCUUUGGCACAUCUCUGGAGACUCUGUGCCGCAUGAAGAAGCCGAUCAGAGAGAUCCCCAUCGAGAAACUAUGUGAUCUGGGAGAGGACACCUUCAUGGAAAAGGAAAAGUCCAAGGUGACCUUUCUGAUGGCUGAUGGAGCAAGUUCUGACGACAUACCUUUGAAGAUCCCCAAGGAGGUGUGGGUCCUGGUUAACCACCUUUACAAAAACUCCUGUGAUCAGGAGGACCUGUUUCAGACACCAGGCUUACAGGAGGAGCUGCAGAGCAUCAUUGACUGUCUUGACACCAGCAUCCCAGACUCCCUACCCGGCUGUAACCACUCUGUAGCCGAGGCUCUGCUGAUCUUCCUGGAGGCGCUGCCGGAGCCCGUGUUGUGUUACGAACUCUACCAACGGUGCCUGGACUGUUCUCAUGACAGCCGCCUCUGCAAACAGUUAAUCUCCCAGUUGCCUCGAGCUCACCGCAACGUGUUUCGCUACCUGAUGGCAUUUCUGAGAGAACUCCUCAAACACUCCACCAAUAACAAUCUAACGGCUAGUCUUGUUGCUACCCUCUUUGCCAGUCUCCUCAUUCGACCACCUCCUAACCUGAUGAGCAGGCAGACGUCACAUGAUCGACAAAAAGCCAUCGACUUCAUUCUGGGUUUCCUCAUGGCGAGAGAUGAGGAAUAACCAAGGCUGAGGAUUCCCCGUGGUGCCGAUAGGGCUGGAGCGGAUUCUCAGCAUGGCAGUCGACCCGGACCUGUGUUGCACUAAGUGUUUCAGACUUAUUUUUGUGUCAUCUGUUGGAGACCAGUGCACCCUCCGUUUGAUCAUCUGAUAUCUGAGGUACCGAAGACUUUCAUUUGAAACUGUGUCAUAUCUUCAGUUGGUACAUGGGGUGACCCGAUGCUGGAUGUGGAAACUGUUGGGAGAAGAUGUCUGAACUGAGGCCUGUGCACUUUCUAAUGACAUAAAGGAUGUGUAACCCCCCCGACCGGUCCUUGCUCUCAGCUCUUCUAGGUGCUCAUGCCAAAAUCUCAGUAGUGAGAGUUGUGAAUGCAAUAACACUAUGUACACUGUAAUAAAUGACAUUAACUUAACCAAGUAAUGUCAGCUAGUUCCAAUAAACCUCGUCGCUAAAAUGUAGAGUAAUGUACAUUAGGUUUAGUGUUGACACAACUUGCUUAAGUAAAUUCAACAUUUCAGUUCUUGGAGCUUUCCCAUAAAGGCUAAACAAAAUAUUUACUUACUCUAAAGACAGGAAUAGUAUGUCCUUAAGCUGUAGUUAGUUAGAAUAAUGUAUGAGCAAGUACGUGUUUCAAACCCUCAAGUGGUUUUAGAGCAUUCUGUCACUGAGAAUCUCUAUGCUUUAGAUAAAUCAUGACAAUCAUUUGUUGCUGCAACAGUAAGAUACUUUAAGUUCACGAAUCUGUACUUUUUAAACAGCUAUUUAAGUGUUUUUCAAAGUUUGCACCAUUUUAGCAGUUUUUUUUUUCCUUUUCUUAUUUUUUUUGUUUUUGCUGUCGUUAGGUGAGUUUUUGUACCCACAUUAGUUAAAAACCACAUCAGUUUUACCACCCACUUAAAGAAAAGUGUCUGCAAAUGUUUUCAGUGUUUUGUCAAACCCUCUUGAGUAAUGGCAGAAGUCAGUUAACACACUGAUUCCCUGGUUAACCGGAAUCAGAAGCGGUCCACCCUCUUGUUGUUUUUAAUUUUUUCAUGUCUUAAACUAUGUAAAUAGUCAACGUUUCGUGACUGUGUGGUGGUUUGACCCUGUGAUGGUGUCUGUUGUGAUGGCGGUACUGUUUGUUUGUUUACAUGUGUUCUUCCUCACAUCCGCUACACCUGAAAACUCAUCUGUCUGUGUUUUUCUUGCACCUGUGUGCAGCCCUGGUGCUGUGUAAAGCUCUUAAGUGCUGCAGGAUUUUUGAGGAGGAGACUAAACACAAUGUCAUGGAUCAUUGCUCUUCUCAUGUCUGCUCUUCUUUCUGACCUGCACCACAGAUUCUAAAGUUUUCUGUAGCUACUGUUAUGUAACACACGCAGUUAUAGAAAUAAGGAACUCUUUCUGCUGUGUUUACAGGAUAUUUCCUCUUUAAACGUUUGACUCAACAGAUGCAGCAGUUAGUUUUCACAAUUUGUCCUGCCUGCUUCAUUUAACCGUAUUAAUAGCUGAAGGAUUCUUUUGCUGAUGGUUUAGAAAUCCAGAAGCAUUUCAUUUUAUGAAGCCACCACAAUAUGGAAAAUGAAAAUGCUGAGGAUUAUAGCAAGUUGUUAAAAUCCUCCUAGGACCUUAAUUAAUUUUCUUAUUUGGAUUUUCGUUUGUCUACCUGAAGUCAACACACUAAAAUCCUCUGUUGGAUGUAUUUAAGCUGAGAUUUGCCAAAGAUGGCUGGAGCCUGUGAGUUUGUAUGUGUUGUUGAUGAUUAAACAUUUGGGAGAAACCAUUUUGCAGCAAAUCUGUUUACUUUGUCUUCAUAGAUGCAAACGAAACAUAAAUAUAAUCAACAGCUUCUGAUUUUAGGUGUUAGUUCACACAGCUGUACCCUGGUGUGGACUUCUGUUUGGAAGGACAGUGAAACAAAUGUUUUCCACUUAGCAGAUUUUUGGAACUCUUAAUUUAUUUAAAGAAAUAAAAUAAUGUACAGAGCCA